Oryza sativa Japonica Group (Japanese rice) is the source of this 5016-nucleotide messenger RNA. Its product is annotated as ABC transporter C family member 4. Gene Ontology annotation, molecular function: ATP binding; ABC-type transporter activity; ATP hydrolysis activity. Gene Ontology annotation, cellular component: membrane. NCBI's taxonomy places the organism in Eukaryota, Viridiplantae, Streptophyta, Magnoliopsida, Poales, Poaceae. The record is from RefSeq and is a predicted model, not a curated record. Gene Ontology annotation, biological process: transmembrane transport.
AGAUUAAACCUUUUUUUUUCCCGGACUCGCACCGGACUUGCCGUCCGCCGCCAUUGCGCGUCUCCGCCCAAACCCAAAUGUUCGCCGACGGCGAGCGACACUGAGACCGAGUCGACAUGGCUCUCCUCCUCCCGGGGUGGAUGGCCACCACGGCGUGCUCGCCGCCGUCAGGUGGUUCCUUCCCCGACCUGCUCGCCUUCCUCUUCCUCUCGCCCUGCCCGCAGCGCGCGCUCCUCGGCGCCGUCGACCUCGUCUUCGUCGUCGCGUCCCUCGUCGUCCUCGCCCUUCCCCGCGGCGGCGGUGGCGGCGCUGGGGAUGGUCCCGAACGGGAGGCGCUUCUGCCGAAGCCUCGGGCGUCGGGAAGGCCUUUCCGGGUCGCGGUCGCGCUCGGGGCGUCGGGGGUGUUCGCGGCGGCGUCGGCCAUCCUCCUCGCGCUCGCGUUGUUCCUCCUGCCGAACACGGUAUGGAGGGUUUGGGAAUCCGCCUUCCUCGCCGUCCACUUCGUCGCGCACGCCGUGGCGGCGUGGACCAUCGCGUCGCGGAGGGGAGCGGCCGGUGGCGCCCUCCCUCUGCAGCUCCGCGUGUUUUGGGUCGUGACGGCCCUCGUCGGCGCGCUCUUCUCCGCUUCGGCCGCGGUCCGCUGGGCCGAGGAUUCGCUGCUUUUCCCCGACGACCCCCUCGCCUUCGCCGGCCUCGCCCUCUCGCUGCCUCUGGUGUAUGUAGCCAUCACCGCCUCAUCCGGCGAGGUCGCAGGUACGUGCGAACGCGAACCCGCUGACGUCACCACCGCGGCGGAGCCCUCUACGCCGUACGACGCGGCGUCGUGGCUGUCGCGCGCGACGUUCAGUUGGAUCAAUCCACUGGUCUCCAAGGGGUACGCCAGCGACUCGCUCGCCGCCGAAGACGUCCCGCCGGUGUCGCCGGCCCACCGCGCCGAGGCGUCGUACGCUCGGUUCGUGUCCAACUGGCCGGCGCAGGGGUCGCGCUACCCGGUGGGCGUCGCGCUGUGGCUGUCCUUCUGGCCGCGCGUCCUAUUGACGGCGGCGCUCGGCCUUGUGCGCCUCGCCGCCAUGUACGUUGGCCCGUCGCUCAUCAACCAUUUCGUCGACUUCAUCAGCCAUGGCGGCACGACGUGGGAGGGCCUCCGGCUUGUCGCCAUCCUCGUCGCCGGCAAGGCGGUGCAGACGCUGGCCUCGCACCACUACAACUUCCAGGGGCAGCUGCUGGGGAUGCGCAUCCGCGGCGCGCUGCUCACGGCGCUGUACCGCAAGUCGCUGCGUCUGUCCACCGGCGCGCGCCGCGCGCACGGCUCGGGCGCCAUCGUCAACUACAUGCAGGUGGACGCCGGGACGGUGUCCUACGCCAUGCACGGUCUCCACGGCCUUUGGCUGAUGCCGCUGCAGAUCGUGGUGGCGCUUGUCCUGCUGUACGCCUACCUCGGCCCCUCCGUGCUCAUGACGCUUGCCGUGAUCACCGCGGUCACCGUGAUCACCGCGUUCGCCAACAAGCUCAACUUGGCCUACCAGCUCAAGUUCCUCGGCGUCCGCGACAGCCGCAUCAAGGCCAUCACCGAGAUGCUGAACCACAUGCGUGUCAUCAAGCUGCAGGCCUGGGAGGAGAAAUUCGGUGGCAAGGUGCGAGAACUCAGGCAGACUGAGAUGGGGUGGUUGACCAAGAUUGUACUCUUCAUGUGCGCCAACAAUGUCGUGUUCUCCAGCGGCCCACUCGCCAUGACUGUGCUGGUCUUUGGGACCUACCUCGCCACCGGAGGAGAGCUAGAUGCCGGGAAGGUGUUCACGGCCACCGCGUUCUUCUCAAUGCUCGAGGGGCCUAUGCACAACUUCCCGCAGACGAUCGUGAUGUGUAUGCAAGCGUUUGUGUCACUUGGCAGGCUGAACAAGUUCCUGUCUGAUGCCGAGAUUGACAGCACGGCUGUGGAGCGCAUUGCUAGUAGCGCCGGUGAUGCAGCAGCGGUGAAAGUACAGAAUGGAGUGUUUGCUUGGGAUGUGCCAGUUGAAGGUGCAGAGGAUGCCCGGCAGGGCCAUGGUACGGAGAAUGGCCGAGAGGAGGGGCCAGAGAUGGAGAUGGUGCUGAAGGGGAUUGAGGUGGAGGUGAGGAAGGGUGAGCUAGCUGCGGUGGUUGGGACAGUGGGCUCUGGCAAGUCGUCACUGCUGUCCUGCAUUAUGGGAGAAAUGCACAAGGUUUCCGGCACGGUUAGCAUAUGUGGGAGCACAGCUUGUGUUGCUCAGACAGCUUGGAUCCAAAAUGGAACCAUUCAAGAGAACAUUUUAUUUGGACAACCAAUGCAUUCAGAGAGGUACAGGGAAGUCAUACAUGCUUGUUGCUUAGAGAAAGAUUUAGAAAUGAUGGAGUUUGGAGACAAGACUGAAAUAGGAGAGAGGGGGAUCAACCUCAGUGGUGGCCAGAAACAACGCAUCCAGCUUGCUAGGGCAGUUUAUCAAGAUUGUGAUAUAUAUCUGCUUGAUGAUAUCUUUAGUGCAGUUGAUGCUCAUACUGGUUCAGCUAUCUUCAAGGAAUGUCUGAAAGGUAUACUCAAGAAGAAGACAGUUUUGCUUGUGACUCACCAAGUGGAUUUCUUAAAGAAUGUGGAUACAGUAUUCGUAAUGAAAGAUGGGGUAGUCAUUCAGUCUGGGAGCUACAACCAGCUACUAACAUCAUGCUCAGAUUUUUCAGUUCUUGUUACUGCUCACCAUAGUUCAAUGGAGGUUCCAGGGGCAGCAGAGCAAAUGUCCCAUGAUCAGACCACUGAGUAUUCUCAGGACACCACCGUACCAGCAAAAUCUCCUGUCAAGUCCAAUUCUAGUAAUGAAAAUGGAGGUACCAGUGUUGCACCAAGCAAAGAAGCAGGUUCAUCUAAACUGAUCGAGGAAGAGGAAAAGGAGAGUGGCCGAGUAAGUUGGCAAGUGUACAAGCUAUACAUAACAGAAGCUUGGGGUUGGUGGGGAGUUCUGGUCAUUUUAGCUGUAUCAGUUCUGUCGGAAGGCUCCAGUAUGGCUAGUAACUACUGGCUCUCAUAUGAAACAUCUGGGGGCACAAUAUUUGACACUUCUGUUUUUCUUGGUGUUUACGUUUCGAUAGUUGCUGCUUCAAUUGUAUGUGAUGCGAUCAGUACUCUUUUCGUGACAUUCUUGGGGUUUAAGUCAGCCCAGGUCUUCUUUAACAAGAUGUUUGACAGCAUUCUACGGGCACCAAUGUCAUUUUUUGACACCACUCCUUCUGGGAGAAUACUAAGCCGGGCAUCAGCAGACCAAAUGAAAAUUGACACUGCCCUUGUAUUCUAUGUUGGUUUUGCUACAUCAAUGUGCAUUUCCGUGGUGAGCAGCAUUGCUGUUACCUGCCAGGUUGCAUGGCCGUCAGUCAUAGCAGUACUUCCACUAGUGCUUUUAAACAUUUGGUACCGGAAUCGUUACAUCGCAACAUCUCGAGAGUUAACUCGUCUUCAAGGAGUAACAAGGGCACCUGUUAUUGAUCACUUCUCAGAAACCUUUUUGGGUGCUCCAACUGUAAGGUGCUUUGGGAAGGAGGAUGAGUUUUACCAAAUAAACUUGGACAGAAUCAAUUCGAAUUUGCGCAUGUCUUUUCAUAAUUAUGGAGCUAAUGAGUGGCUGGGUUUUCGCCUGGAGUUGAUUGGCACACUUCUACUGUCUAUAACUGCUUUUCUUAUGAUCAGCUUGCCUAGCAAUUUCAUCAAGAAAGAGUUUGUCGGCAUGUCCCUUUCGUAUGGUCUAUCUCUCAAUUCACUGGUGUACUAUACAAUUUCAAUGACCUGUAUGAUAGAAAAUGACAUGGUCGCUGUGGAAAGGGUGAAUCAGUACAGUACUCUUCCUUCUGAGGCAGCAUGGGAAGUGGCAGAUUGUCUUCCCUCACCAAAUUGGCCUAGAAGAGGAGAUAUUGACGUUAAAGAUCUAAAGGUUAGGUAUCGAUCAAACACACCUCUAAUCUUGAAGGGCAUUACUAUUAGCAUUAACAGCGGAGAAAAGAUAGGAGUUGUGGGAAGGACUGGCAGCGGAAAGUCAACUUUAGUUCAGGCUUUGUUCAGGCUUGUGGAGCCUGUAGAAGGGCAUAUCAUCGUUGAUGGAGUAGAUAUUGGCACUUUGGGCCUUCAUGAUCUCAGGUCGCGCUUUGGUGUGAUUCCUCAAGAGCCUGUGCUCUUUGAAGGAACCAUAAGAAGCAACAUCGACCCAAUUGGGCGAUAUUCUGAGGACGAGAUAUGGCAGGCCCUUGAGCGUUGUCAACUAAAAGAUAUAGUAGCUACAAAACCAGAGAAACUUGAUGCACUAGUUGCCGACAUGGGGGAGAACUGGAGCGUAGGACAGAAGCAGCUCCUCUGCUUUGGUCGUGUUAUUCUGAAGCGCAGCCGGAUCCUGUUCAUGGAUGAGGCAACAGCUUCCGUUGAUUCUCAGACAGAUGCGACUAUCCAGAGGAUCAUCCGAGAAGAGUUCACUGAUUGCACUAUCAUCAGCAUUGCGCACCGCAUACCGACUGUCAUGGACAGUGAUAGAGUCCUAGUGUUGGAUGCAGGGUUAGUGAAGGAAUUUGAUGAGCCGUCCAAGUUGAUGGGGAGGCCAUCACUUUUUCGAGCAAUGGUUCAGGAGUAUGCAAAUCGCUCUUACAGCACAGAGGCACGCGAUUGAUGAUAGCCAAUUAAUUAAGAAUCACAAGAUUAGUCAUACAUACAAACAUACAAGACAUACCUGAAAAAACUAACUACACGAAAAAGGAUAAACUCUAGAUAUGAAACAUUUUUGUAAGUUUGAAGAGAUUAUGUGUUGUAUUUCCACGCUUUCCCUUGCUAUGUUUGUGUGUGCGUCGACGUUUUAGUAGUUACUUCACUAGUUACUCUUAGAUCAACACGAAAAGGUUGGAAUAGCGGUUGUUAUUGCUGGGUACAUAAACUCUUUGCACAUGAGCUAUUGAAGCUUCGAAGGAAAAACACUCGUUCUCUGACAUUCCAAUUUGGUUUUGUAACUUCAAUCUUCUGUUGUUUGGUUUUUA